This is a messenger RNA of Calidris pugnax (ruff), 2607 nucleotides long. RefSeq names its product tetraspanin 32 (gene TSPAN32). The coding region runs from base 55 to 783 and encodes 242 amino acids. The transcript has 8 exons. Lineage: Eukaryota; Metazoa; Chordata; Aves; Charadriiformes; Scolopacidae. Gene Ontology annotation, cellular component: membrane. The record is from RefSeq and is a predicted model, not a curated record.
CUUUAUCAAGAGCUGGAGGGAACAACUGCCAGCUCUCUCCAGGGACAGCCAGCCAUGGGGCUGAGGUGCGGGAUGAGGACCACCAAGUGCCAGCUGCUGGUGACCAGCCUCUGCGUCAUGCUGCUGGGGUUGUCCAUUGCCACACUGAGCACAGUCACUCACUACGGGCUCCAUUUCACCCUCUUCAGCAACAUCUCCCUAGAGAGCAACGCCUACAGGGUCAUCCACCACGCAGCUUUCUACUUUGGGAUCUGCCUCAGCAUGACCCUGAUCCUGGCAGCCCUGCUGAGCUCUGCUGCUACGGUGCGGGAAUCGCAGCGCCUCACCGCCAUGGGAUUUUUCUGUUUUGCUCUGGCCUUCUUGGGAUUGAUCCCAGCUGCCUGCUGGAGAUACACACACAGCACAGAGGUGGAAGAGAGCAUGAUGGAUGUAUACGACCUUGUGUACGAGGAGGUGAGGAGGAAUGCCUCCAGCUUCAGGAGGCAUGAGCUGACUGCCAUCCACGAAACGUUCCUCUGCUGUGGGAAGCAGUCUCCGUUUGGGGACACGGCCAACAUCGAACACAAGACAUGUCCAUCCAGCCAGCUGCGUGAUGCGGGACAGGACUGCCUGCAAGAGAUCCGGGGCUUCCUGAAGAAGCACAUGGACGACUUCUCCAUCCUGCUGGGCAUCACCAUCGGCUUCACGGUUUAUGGGAUGAUCCUGACUUCAUUCCUCUGGUUCUCCAUCCACUUCAGCAGCAACCUGGACCGGAAAGGCAAAUACAUCCUGCGAGAGAGGUAGAAACCUGCUGCCUGGGCAUCCCUACCUGGUAGAACCAUCUCUUGGCGCAGGAAGAUGUCUGAAGUCACCCACAAAAUCUCCAGGGAAGGCUUUGCAUGGGGUCAAGUAGUGGGAUAUGUGUCAUGUGUUUCCCCUUCCUGCACUAUGAGCUGUCGUGCAUUUCCAAGCUGGUCAUGGCAGACGAUGGUCUGCAGAGGAGCAGUCCCACACCUUCGUGGAAAAUGGACAAGAACAGAAACAUGCACCUGGGCUUGGAGAUGCAGAUUGACUCGCUGGGGGACGUAUGGGCUGUAGCUCCACAAGCAGCACACAAAAAGCCCCUUGGGACAAAAAUGGAGAGAAAAGCCCAGCAAAAAUCAUAGCGUUAAACCAAACUUCUCUUGUACUGCCAUCUGAGCAGUUUCCUGUGACCCCCAAAGAUGCAAUGUUUCUAGGAAGGUGGCUUUGGAUCACAGCCCAGGACUGAUCUUUUGCUAUCAGCAAAUACAUGGACACAAAGUGUGUCAUUGCUGAUAGGAGAUAUGCUUUCCUAGCUUGGACACUCGUAAUGAUUGACUUUGGGCAUACUUCUGAUCAUGCUCAAGUAUGUAGGCAUCCAGCGACUGUCAACUGGUUUUCCCCGUUUUCAAAUUUUGCCAGAUUUACAGACCUUUUGGAGUAGAUCAGGAAAAAAUUCAGAGAGCAGUGCAUGAGCUUUGAAGCAAAUGACUAGCAUAAGGACAUAUUCCUCCUUGCUAAUGCAAUACACCAUUAUUUUUUAAUUCUUAGGAUUUAGUCAGCCUCCUAGAGCGUGAUGCCACACUGAUCUCACAGGGGCUUGUUCCACUUCCAGUCUUAGCACGGUGUUUAUCUGGCUUCACUAGCCCACUGCGCCGCUGUGCAAUACAAAAGGACUUUGAUAUUACACAUACACGCAGGACUGAAGUUUAAAUCUGUAAGAGAACAGGACUGAUCUCCAGCCAGGUCAAACAAUACGAAGUCCAACUCCAUGUCCUCUUUACAUCACCUUAUCAAUAACAAACAGAAAUGUAAAAAAGCUUCAAUCAACUGAAGAACUCGGCUCAGUCUAGCUUGAACGACAGCUCCCUGGUGUGCUUUGCCCUCGUUGCAAGCAGGCAGAGCUGCUUCUGAGCUGAAACCUGUCAUUGCAAUAGAUCUAGCACCUGCUGGAAAACCUGCUGUAAACUGUAUGACGAUGUGAAAUGUCUGUUGAACCAAUGACAGCUUUCACUCCUCUCCUUCGAUGUGUCUUUUAGCCAUGAAAAACAGUAAGUAACAAUUGUUUAUUGAGAUAAAUGUGGAAACCCCUGUGCUGAUGUUCAGGAUGGGUCCUGGCCCUCAGGCAGGGCCCGUUACACGUACAAGAACAGCAGUACAGCCUACAGCACCUGGUUAGCAUUUUAACAUGGCACAAACCUCUUGCAUUGGAAAGAAUUUUGUUUUGGGGGUGGAAAGGACUAUCGCUCCUCAUCCCGCUCCCUUGGAACCAGCAGAGCUUCACCAUUGGCUUCACUGGAAGCUGGCUCAAGUUCAAACCACUCCAGAGUAUGACUCAAGCUACCUCCCAGCAGUCACCAACACGCCUCAGUCUAACAGGGACUUAGUGGUGACGUGUACUUGCCAACAUACCCACUUUGUAGCAGUGGAGAAAGAUUCACUUAUAUGUGUAUAUGUACUAUUAAAUAUCUUGCUCUCUGGAGAGAGACAAUCUCCCUUGUGAGCUCCAGCUGCUAUUGUCCAGGCCACUGCUAUUGUUAUUCCUCAGGCCAGCUGGCAGCUCGUGUGACUCAUGGUUGCUUCAAUAAAGAUUAAUUUCUUGCAAAA